This is a messenger RNA of Nicrophorus vespilloides, 894 nucleotides long. RefSeq lists its product as uncharacterized. Gene Ontology annotation, biological process: regulation of transcription by RNA polymerase II. Gene Ontology annotation, molecular function: RNA polymerase II cis-regulatory region sequence-specific DNA binding; DNA-binding transcription factor activity, RNA polymerase II-specific. Lineage: Eukaryota; Metazoa; Arthropoda; Insecta; Coleoptera; Silphidae. The record is from RefSeq and is a predicted model, not a curated record.
UAGCGCCGCUUGCACCGUGGAGUCUUCAGUCCUCACACAGUGGAUGAGACCAUCACACAUAUCGCACUUGUAUAACAACAUUCCUAGAUAUACCGGCCCGAUCCGAGCGUGUUGUGAUACAAACAUAUAUUAUAUAUAUAUACAUAAGCAAACGUAUCGUACAGUCAGAUACGAGUAUAACAGUCGAACGACAAAACUAACCAGACCAUCGACGAGUUAUGUACCCUAAACAAUGACCGGACAUUGAGUUGUAGUAUAAAGUUCAGAGAUUGUUGUUUAUUGGAGCGAGACCAGUGGUUGGAGAUCAGUGCGCGUGGCCAAGGGACGUUCGAAAAGGACACCUCCAGAUAUUUAUAUGAGUGGGUGUAAAGUAGCGAAUCUGGCGGAUUACAAAAGUGAAACGGUGCGGAGGUGGGUUGAAACGUCACCCACCCCCCAGAACAACAACAUAGAUACACCGAAAUCGAUAAAAAACAGUUUGAACAACAACACGAUAGACUUCCUAUCGCAAACCUUCUGGAGGAGUAGCAGCAAGGAAGAGAUGCCGAUGUUGCUGCAGCAGCCGAACCACGUCCUCCUCUCCGAAGCCGACCAGCCGCUGGACUUCACCAUGUCCAAGUUCAAGACGAAGACCGCCGGCACCGUCGCAUCGCAACUAAAGCAGUUCAACAAUUUCACGCAGCAACAGAUGAUGUUGCUCCAGAACAACGGUGUAUACUUUAACAGUUCGAACAAUAACAAGAGUUUCACGCGUGGAAGCAGCCCGUCGAGUAGUUCAGAGGACGAAGGAGUUGGCCCGCCGAAUUCCUCUCCGCGUUCGACGCCACCAAGCUCUGGACCCAUCCGAAACGAAAUCGCGCCCUCGCCUAUAGCGGCGGAAAAACCUUACGGUAA